AUGGAGGCCAGUCGCGUCUGGGAAGAAGUCGUGCUGCUUCGCUCGACGCUUUUGCCUGACGAGUUUCAAUGGCGCGGAACGGCUGAUGAGAAUCAAACGUGGGAAGACACAUUGACAGCGUACCAGAAUGGCGAGCCACCAGCGUUCUUACCUGCUCAAGUGCACUUGUCCUUGUGUGUUAGCAAGCUGUUAGGCGUAUGGAUACACGCCAAGCUCGAUGAGCAUCAAAUACGCCCGCACAUUUCGGUGUUCGUACAGCGGACCGAUGCGAUAUCGCAGGCAACGUUGGCCGAUAUGGUGCGCGAACGCCUCGAUGAAUGCGAAGCACAGGACCUUUUGCAUCCCACCUUUGAUGUGCUGAGUCUCUUACAAGAAACCAUGCCUGAACAAGUCCCUACCUUGGAACAGGCUUCCUGCUCUGACGAGCGCCAAGCAAACGCGUCCUCUCUUACGAUGAAACGCGUGAUUUUCUGGUCCCACCAUCUGGUGGCCCCGUCUAAGCGGCGGCAAUUUGGCGCUUGGUGCCCAGAACUUGGCGUAUGGGGCCUGCUGAAACUUGGGUACCCUGGAUUCUUGUGCUUUGAAGGCGCAUGCUGUGAUGUUGAUGACAUGGUAUGGCGCGUCAAGCGCAUGCAGUGGGCUGCUAUAUCAAUGCGGACAGAGGUAUCAUGGACAUUUACGCGCCCUGAAACCACGCAUGACACGACACUCGAUGCAGCUCUCAGAAGCUGUGCGCUUGCCAAGGGGCGAUGCAUGCAAGACAAACUUCGAACGGAUGCCAUGGAACUCGAUAGUAUGAGCGACUUUGUCGCACGUCUACGGAGUAUGGAACUGAGUGAGAAUGAAAUAUCUGACGCGUGUCAUUUGCGCACGGCGCAAGAGGGAGGGGGAAAAAAUUCAUGA
Molecule: messenger RNA, 903 nt
Organism: Malassezia restricta
Lineage: Eukaryota; Fungi; Basidiomycota; Malasseziomycetes; Malasseziales; Malasseziaceae
Exons: 2
Coding region: 1-903 (300 amino acids)
Source: RefSeq, a predicted model, not a curated record